AUGCAGCGGCAGAUGGUUUUCGCGAACAGGGGCACGGCGGCGGCGCGCCCCAAUUUCGCCGGGGCUCGCGUCUGCUCCCGGCCCGCCGUCGCAGCCGCGCCCCGGCGCGCGCCGCGCGCGGCGGCGAUCACCCCUGUGGCAAUGGGGCGCGUGCAGUACCAGGACCUUGGCCGGCCGCAGCCUUCUGCCACCUGGGACGACAUUGCCAAGGAGGAGAGCCGCAAGUACCGCCGCACGGUCUUCAACUUUGACAACUGGGAGGGCCACCGCAGCGUCACUCGCUACAACCGCCACCUCAUCGGCAUGCUUUCGUGA
Molecule: messenger RNA, 315 nt
Organism: Monoraphidium neglectum
Lineage: Eukaryota; Viridiplantae; Chlorophyta; Chlorophyceae; Sphaeropleales; Selenastraceae
Exons: 2
Coding region: 1-315 (104 amino acids)
Source: RefSeq, a predicted model, not a curated record